Rubroshorea leprosula is the source of this 688-nucleotide messenger RNA. The record is from the annotation of a GenBank genome assembly. NCBI's taxonomy places the organism in Eukaryota, Viridiplantae, Streptophyta, Magnoliopsida, Malvales, Dipterocarpaceae.
AGAACUCAAUUCCCACUUUCCAAGGUGGACUAGGUUAAUGAAGGACUACACCUCAUGGAUUUCUCUCAAGGGAGGGAAAUGAUACACAUCCGUGCCAUAAAUACCAGAGACAAUGAUGUACCACAACAAUUUGAAUAUGUGAGUGACAUGAUAUAUCUUGAUUGGUUUUCUCUUGUUCUAAGGAAAGGAUGUGAUUGUAGUCAUGAAUGUUUGAAUUUGAGGAAGUGUGCUUGUGUGGUGAUAAAUGGAGAGAUCUCAUAUAACCAUUAUGGGGCUAUUAUUAAAUCCCCUUUGUCUUUGAGUGUGGUUCUACUUGCAGGUGCCCUCCUUCUUGCAAGAAUAGAGGAUUUACCUCCAAAGGAAGAAUUGGGUAUCAAGUUUAGCAUUCCAAGAUUGGUACUAGAAAUUUUGAUGUUCAAGGGUUUGUACAGCAAAGAGGAUGAUGAUCAAGAGGAUGACAAUGAAUUCAAAGAAUUAGAAGAUGAAUUGGAUGAUUGAGGUAGAUUUUUAAAGGAACUACUAAGUCCAAAUUCAGUUGAUAAAGUUGUUUUGGUUAUGUAGCAUUUGACAGCUUUAUUUGCAUUGAUGAAUAUGUUUCUAUUUUUCAUCAUUGUUUAGAUGUACUUUGACUGAGUUUUUUGCUGAGUAGCCAAGCUGAAAAGAUGGGUAAUCAAUUGUUAAUGGAACC